UCCAACUCACUGUCGCACCUUAUCCGUAACAGCAAAGCAACAUCUCAUCAUUUUCUGUUCACCAUAACAAACCAACUAGCUCUACGAUAGGACUCGUCUCAACAAUCAAUUGGCUUUUCGGAAUUCUGAGUUAUGGCCACCAUGCACCCGGAGUUCGACAUUUUAAUCGCUGAAUGAUCCGCCGCCAUGUCCACUGUGGAUGUCAAUCAGAGGCGCGUACUGUUAACAUAUGUGGCUGCUUGUGCCUCGUUCUUCUGCAUUACAUAUGGCUUCAAUAAUCCAAACCUGAUAGGUUUACCUCGGCUGUCUUUCGUGCUGGUCUGUCUGGUAGGAUGUUGUGGCGCUCAUUUGGGCGCCAGCCAGAUUUCACGAUGGCUCCCUGGCGCCAGUGGGAGAUUCGAUACACAUAACUCAGAAAAUGAGGUAUUGACUACCAAGUCAUCCUAUGCUGGUCUUCCACAGCGACCUCGAAGGUACUUUAUACCGCUGUUGGUAGGACUCAUUGUCCUACGCCUUGAGAUCUUUCUUGGCAUUGAACAUCAAUGCACGCUGCCAGGCUUCGAGGCACUUCUUCCUCUCAUUGUACUUUACCGCCAGUUGCGGCUCUCUCAGCCACAAAGCAUUGAAGAUGAUUCGAAUCCAGGUCUAGCUCAAUCACUUCGAUGGAUCUCGACCGUAGGGUCUGUACUGAUUUCCAUUGGUGCUUGGCUGGCUGCACUUCCCACGACCAAGUCUACAUUUUUUUGCUCGCGUGGGGCUUCGAAACCAUGGACGAUUGUGCUUCAAAUAGUCGGACUAGUUUCCGAGGCGACCAUAAUCGAAAUACUCUGGCGCGUGCUCUCCAGGCAACGGACAACCAAGCAGUUGAUAAGCACAGUAGCUGGUGUUUUGCUUCAAGCUGCUAUUGGAACAUCGGUUGCCCUUAUCUUCCAAUACGGGGUUGAUACCUUCUGGGCAUGGACGAGGACGGGGGAUGGAUAUUCAGUCAGCUCGUGGAUCGCCUAUAGCAUGGAUAUCUUGCUAUUUGGGUGUUUGCUUGCUGUCUUUAUCCUCUCAUCUGGAUCCUUGGUAAACCAGGUGGGCCCGGCAUUUCUUGUCCACAUCCUUGCAAUUAUCUGCGGACUUGUUGCGGUGGUCGUCAACAUUGCGGCUAUCGGAACCUGGCAUGGUCUAGCGACGAGCACCGUAAUCCUGAACAUGCUACCCUUGGUUAUUGGAGCAGUAUUGUUCAUUCAUAGUGCGCGGGCUGUCUCACCAUUGGUUUCUGCGUGCCUGGUUCUUGUACUGGUCUGUUUUCUCAUCGGUACAAGCAUUUGGGCCAUUGUCAGGCGUGGCCAUCCAACUCGUACGCACCCGCUUCAGACCAUGAUAUCAGAUGUGCGGGUUGAGACCGAUCGUUGGCUUGUUCAUGCAUCUACGAGCGACUCACUGCGUGUUGCCGUCAAAGAAUACCGCCAAAGAUAUGAUAAUCGAGAGCCGCCGAAAGGUUUCGAUUUAUGGUAUGCAUAUGCAAUCGAACAUAAAUCACCCAUCGUCGACUACUUUGAUCAGAUCCACCGGGACUUGCAACCAUUUUGGGGACUACGGCCGUCCCAGAUUCGCGAAAGCAUCAAAAAGCUUGAGCUUGAGCGGGACAUAGUUGUUAUAAAGGUUACUGAUGGCCAGGUUACUCAUGGCGAUACUCCGAGUGAGCAUUCGGACGAGGUCAACGGGCUAGUGGAAAUGAUUCGGUCGUUUUCAAAGCACCUUCCAGAUCUGCAAAUCGCCGUCAAUUUGGACAUAAACCCACGUGUUCUUGCGCCUUGGGGAAAUGUGGGUGAGCGAGUGUUGCCCGGAACGAGAGGGCGGUUUUCCCGGCGAGAUAACACUCAACAAGGUGAAUCACUUGGAGCAGACGGUAAAGGCUCUUUGCAUCCCGACGCAGCGGGGGAGACCCGGGAAGGCUGGCAUCACAUGGCGUCUCCUCCAGGCCCAACGAUGGGAGGGGCCGAGUUCCGAAGACUCAACAUGCAAGCUUGCCCUAGGAGGUCGACCAUGCGUUCCACAUCUUACUGGAAUACUCGAGAUAUUUGCGUCUCUUGCUUCAGCCAAGAGUCCUCUGGAGCUUUCCUCAAGGAUUGGAUGCUUGCAUCUGAUCUAUGCCACCAGCCGGAUAUGCUCAAACUGCACGGGUUUUUCCUAUCAGCCCCAGUCACUCCACCGCUAAGCGAUCUACAGCCACUGUUUAGUAGAUCAAAACCAAGCACCUUCAGUGAUAUUCUGAUCCCGUGGCCCAGGAAACCAGGCAACCAAAACAAAGUCUUGGAUUCUGGCCUUGGGUUGCAUGACAAAAACGAUCGACUCUUCUGGCGCGGCAGAAGUGAGCAUGGCGCAUUUCCAAACCAGAUUUAUUAUGGAGGACACCAAGAGAGGCUUGUCCAUCUCGUUAACAAUGCCUCCCAAUCUGACGAGGUCUUUACCGUUAUGGCCACGGACUGGAAAGACUCCGAUGGCAACAAACCGUUCCAGUACGAGCCGGUAAGUACAUUGGAAAUGAACCAGGUGCUGCUGCCAAACGUCAGGAUCGGCGAGUACGGGCCCUGCAAAACUCCCGAACAAAUUACUACGAGAUAUUGCCGUUCGAUGAUGACAGAGUUCGGCCCGGCAGUGGAGGCCGAUGCGCCCAUUUUCGACAACCGAUACGUCCUCUUGACCGACUCUGACACUACGGGAGUUUCAAACACCGGGCCUGGCAGCGACCUUAUCAUGGACGCGCUCGAAUCGUCCACUCUGCCCUUCGUGGGCACCAUCUUCCGUGAGUGGUAUUCGGAGCGACUGAGGCCGUGGCUGCACUUUGUGCCUGUCGAUCUUCGCUACACCGCACUACAUAGCACGCUGGCGUACUUUAUGGGGCUGGAUGGUAGAGGCCAGAUCAAAGGCCGGGAUUCCGGGGUUGAGGCACACGUUGAGAAUGCUAUUUGGAUCGCCGACCAGGGAAAGAAGUGGGCGGCGAAGGCUCUCAGACCGGAAGACGCGCAGAUCUAUCUUUUCAGGCUGCUUCUCGAAUGGGGCAGGAUCAUCAGCGAUGAUAGAGACCGGAUGAACUACGUUCCAGAGAAUACGUCCUAGCGAGUGUACCGGUCACUCCGCCAGCCCAAGUUUUCUUGGCGUUUCCAUUUCACUUUUUUUUUUUUUUUUUUUUUUUGCUCGGAAUUCCUGAAAACCAAGCGCAGUACGACCGGUGACUGACAGUACAUGCAGUAACACAAGAUAUCGCUAAAACAAGCUCUCUCUUAUCAUACAUUAAAUUUGUGGGGGUGCGGACUCGGUCAAGAGCGGGUUAUAAGUCCAGCCCAUACGCCUGAUCUGGAUUUGAAUGCUCUCCAACACUCGUCUCUUGAUUCCGGCGGCAUCCUCGAUAUCCUCCCCAAGGAAUGCGCCGUGUGUGCUCUUGAACUCGUACCUCUUGAGCACUUCCCAGAUCCUACUAAUAUCUUCCACCGACAGCGGGAUCGAAUUGGGACCACUCCACAUGAAGGCAAAGGUGUUUAUUCCCGGCGGCCUCGAUCUCGCAAUCCCGGCGGCAUCGGCCUCCCACCCGCCCAGGCCGGCGGGUGUUGUGAGCAGGGUGUCGGAGAUGAGCAGGCGUCCGUUAAAGUGGCCGACCAUGCUACCUGGGAAGUGUCCGCCCAACUUGACGGCGAUGAAGCCGGAGCGGACGCCCUCGAUGAUGAUCUCGUGGGAGCGGCGCAUGAUCUGGUCCGUCUUGCUGUUGCCAAGGAAGACGUGCAGCGGUAUCUCGAGCGCGACCCAUUUCCUGUCCUCGGCGGCCAGGAACACGGGGCAGCCAAAGGCGGCGGCCCACUCGGCGUGCGCCGUGUAGAAAUGUGGGUGUGAGAUGACUAUGGCGGCCAGGCCGCCGAGGGCCCGGAUGCGCUCCACCGUGUCGUCGUCGAGCAGCGUGAUGCAGUCCCAGAGGAUGUUGCCGGCGGGUGUGUCUGUCAGGAAGGUUUGUAUUUGAGUCAGUACGUGUUGCCUAUGGCCGGGCCCAAGGCCAGCCUUGCGACUCGUGUCAUCUCUUUUAUACGUCGUUUGUGCGUAUGCAAUUCUUCUCCUGUUUGCCAAGCACUUACGAACAAGAAUGGCGCGCUGGCCCAUGGCGAAUAUGGGCUUUGUCACGAUACUGAUCAUGGCACCAUGCGGGUGAUAUCUCUCCUGUUUUGGCGGCUGUGGGGACAGCCUCUUGGCCUUGGGAUUGUUGUGUAUGCUGCUGGAAGAGACCCCGAGUCGCUUCCAGCUGUCGGGCCUCGCUUGGGCCAUUGGGUGGCGGCGGUUGAUCAAGAGAUCCGACGGAGGCAGGGUCGGCGACGAACCGGAAUCCACCACAGACGACGCAACGGAGGUGGUGGGAGAUGGAGGCGACAUCGGACCCGGAUAGGACGGCUCAUACGGCAUAAAGAUGUUGCGGUGGCCCGAGGCACGCAGCGCCGCCAUGGUCGUGAAGCUCUGGCCGGCCGCCGGCGUGUAGUGUCGGGGGUCAUCGCAGAUGAAGCACGUCUUUUGCCUCGACCGCGACGUCGUUGGGUAUUGGGUCCCGCAGCUGACGCAUAUCAGCCACUGGGACGUGAGGGAAGUUUCGAGGCCCGGGGUGGUUUCGUCUGCUGCCGGCAUCGUUUUGCCAAAAAAAAAGGUUGUUGUUUGCUUUUUGUUACAUGUAGUUUUUGUUUUGGUACCGAUCGGGAUACCUAUACGACAAAGCCUCCUAAGGUGGUAGAAUGGCUACCAGAUGGGACAACCUUAGUUGGGGCCUUUCGAAAAGAUAUACUUAGAUAAGGUAGUAGGUAGGUACAUUUGAGAAACAGCCAUUUCCACGGGCCUCCACUUUGACUCCCUCCAAACAAGUCUGUGUGGUUGCAUUUUUUUUACAGA
This is a messenger RNA of Pyricularia oryzae 70-15, 4908 nucleotides long. RefSeq lists its product as uncharacterized. The transcript is spliced from 5 exons. The coding region runs from base 187 to 3108 and encodes 973 amino acids. Lineage: Eukaryota; Fungi; Ascomycota; Sordariomycetes; Magnaporthales; Pyriculariaceae. The record is from RefSeq and is a predicted model, not a curated record.